UGGCCGCCGCGCCAUGGCGCUGUGCGAGGCGGCGGGCUGCGCCCCCUCCCUGCGCUGGCCGCGCGUGCUGCUCUUCGGAGACUCCAUCACGCAGUUCUCUUUCCAGCAGGGCGGAUGGGGCGCGGCCCUGGCUGACAAGCUGGUCAGGAAAUGCGACGUUCUCAAUCGUGGAUUUUCGGGUUACAAUACCAGAUGGGCCAAAAUCAUCCUUCCGAGGCUGAUCAGGAAAGGGGGCGGCACAGAGCACCCUGUAGUUGCAGCCACAGUUUUCUUUGGUGCUAAUGACAGUGCGCUCAAAGACGAGAACCCCAAGCAGCACGUGCCCGUGGACGAGUACCUGGCGAACCUGAAGAGCGUGGUGCGGUACCUCAAGUCCGCGGAGGUCCCCGAGGACAGGAUCAUUCUCAUCACACCGCCCCCGCUCUGCGAGCCCGCGUGGGAGCAGGAGUGCCGCCUGCAGGGCUGCAGAUUAAAUCGCCUCAACUCGGUGGUCGGGGACUAUGCCAGCGCCUGCAUGCAGGUCGCCCAGGACUGCGGGACGGACGCCCUGGACCUGUGGACGCUCAUGCAGCAGGACGGUCAGGACUUCUCCCGCUACUUGUCAGACGGGCUGCAUCUGUCCCCGGAGGGAAACGAGUUCUUGUUCUCGCGUCUCUGGCCGUUGAUAGAGAAGAAAGUCUCCUCCCUGCCGCUGCUGCUCCCGUACUGGCGGGACGUGGCGGAAGCGAAACCGGAGCUGAGUCUCCUGGGGGACGGGGACCACUAGCCCGGCCGCGCGGCGCCGCGCCGCGGGAAGGCGCCAACGAGCAGCCGCGGCAGGUGGUGCUCCCGUCCCCCCGGGGCCAGAACCCACCGCCCCUGCCCCGGAGUAAUAAACGCGUUAGUCCUGCCCUGGGACGCUCUGGACCUCGGCUGCUUGUUUUGAUAUUGACCGUUUAGCGCGCGCUGCAGCUGCCCUCAGUGCCGCGGCUGUAAAGACCCCGCGCGAGCCGCUUGCUCAUUCUGCACGUGGAAAGAAGGGGAUGACGCAGGAGGAUCCAGUUCUCGGCCGCAGCACAGCCUGUUGGGACCCACCUGGCCUUCCGGAGAGACAUGCCUCACGCCCCCUUCCCCCGCUGGUGUCCGAAGGAGCAACCGUACCUCGCGGGAGCAGUUCCGGUUGAAGGAUAUUUUUAACAUCAAAAAAAACAACUAAAACCUGAAAGCCUCAAAAUAAGCUAGAUCCGCCUCACCGCCUCCCGGGCCAGGGGCUCGGCACAGCGCCGGGUGCCCGGGGGACGUCCCCAGCGCGGCCACCAUCUGCUGUGAAGUCACUUCCUUCUCGCUCCCAAAUCUUCACAAAAUAAAUGCAGUGAUUUUAGGUCAAAUCUACAAAAAUACUUUGCACAGCAGGCCAAGCGCGCGCAGGCGUGGCCCGGGUUAACAUUCCGUUUCUUUGCUGUCGACACGGUUCUGGCGCUGCAGCUUGAAGGAGGCGGCCUUGUCGCUUCUGGUGACGGGCCGGUCCGUGAGGUCCUCGAACGACUUGGCGGCUGUGCUGCUGUUGGGGAAGGGGUCCUUCUCGAAGCCGUCCUCGUCCACGUGGGAGUCCAUGCUGGGGUCUUCCUGGAUAGUAUCCAUGCGCUGGUGGUCCAGUUUGGGAGCUGCCGGCGCUAGGGGCACCACAGCGGGGGGCUGCAGGGGCUGCAGGCGGCCUGGUGUCUGGGGCGCAGGAAAGGGCUUGAUGAUGCGAACUGAAGCGGAAUCCAUGCUGCUGAGCAUUUCAACGUUCUGGAAAGACAGGAGUGACAGAUGCAUCACAGGAGCUCAGCUCCAGUCUCACCCAACAAACAGCCUCCUGCUUUUGGUGCCACGAUCCCUCAGGCUGAGGAAAUCACUAGAUGGGGCCCCCCACAAUCUCGGAACCAGGCAAAGCCAGUUUCCUGAUGCCGCUAGAGGACCCGCGGGAGCUGGGAAGAUCAAGCAUGGCCCUCAGUGCUGCCCAUCUUCACUCCAGCAACGCAGGCUCCUCCAGUUGGGUGAAGUGUAGCAGGUUCAACAGACGCGACAAUCUUUUCCACGAGCUCUCAGCGACCCUGCCCCACUGGGAAGUGCUGCCUUUCUGCGGGGUAAGUACAGAAACGGGAGGCUGAAGGGUCCUUUUUCCCAGAGUGCCCUAUUGAGGGCAGGAGAAAAAGGGCAUCUCCCCGUGUCUGGGGGUCACGUACAUAGGGCACAGCUGCCAGAAAGGCCAGAGGGGAGGCGGGCCGUGCGCUCACCUCCCAGAGCCGGGCCCACACCAUCUCCACACUCAACUGUUAGCAGUUCCACGGCCAGGCCCUUGGAGGAACGGGGCCUCCUCCCCACACCUACGUGCUCACUCCCAGGAAGAGCUACUGAGUGAGACCGCCUGAGGCAAGAGCAGCUUUCUCCUGGCAGGCAGCUAGUGCUGGAAUCUGCAAGGUGCUCCCGGGAUGCACAGGAAGCCUCUGGGUCUGGUUUCCUUUCCUCCACAGGAGACACAGCCCCGUUUUCCCAUAGAAAGCAAAGUGAAUGAACUUGUAGGAAAUGCUGAAAAACCUUAUAAAGUACCUAAAGCUAAACAAAAGCCCAUUCACCUUGUUAACGCAAAGACUGCUGAUUCGUUGGGAGACUGAAUACCCGGAUGUGAUGACCCCAGAAUCUAGAUGGUGUGGGGCAGCCCCUUUGGAAUGCUGAUGUUUCACAUGAGCUCUAAUACAGUGACAUGAGUCUGAAAACACUAGAAGCUUCACUCAUCAGAGGUCCUAGGCAAAUCCAGUUCGAAAGUCUCCUAUAGAAGUAUACAACAAGACGCCCACGGGCCUCCCUCGUGGCGCAGGGGUUAAAGACAGUGCGAGCAAGCUGCCGCCAGCCACUGCAACGCGAGAGCAAUCCCUGGCCAGGGAGCUGACCCACAGGCACGGCAGACCUCUCCUGUCUCCCCGCUGCUCCCCUCAGCAGUGGAUUGCAGUGGAUCCCCCUGCUCUGCUCCACACUCUGCCUCUGGUGAAUCUCCACCCCCCGCAUCCCUGGCCUACACCCCGGCUCUUGUAUGCAUACGUAAAAAAAAAAAGCCAUCCACAAAAAAGUGUCAUUUUUUAAGUGUAAAUUUUUAAUAAUUAGCUAAACUUUUUAUAAGAUACGCUUUUCUAGGGAUAACACCAAAAACUCUUUCUGGAACUAUCAGGUCAGAUUGUGCUAUGAACAGAUUUUACCUUUUGUGAAAGUUACAUGGAGUUGCUAAAAAGUUAAUAAAAUGUUUCACUACUUACCACACAAUGGACAAGAAUGCUGAAAGGAAUCCAAAAUAUCAAGGAGAAAACUAACACAGAGCCCACGAUGUUGUCUGCCAAGAACUUCCCUGUAAACAGUUCAAAGAGCGGGCAUCAUCAGGUACUUUAUUAAUCUAGUAACACGGCCCGCCUCCCCGUCGACCGCUGGCCGGCUGAUGCCGGGGACCCGGCCCCGAGCAGUGUCUGUGCUACCUCGUUCCACCCGACCGCCUCCCCGCAAGUUCUCUCCCAGAAAUAGCUGGUACCGAUGAGAGAGGCGCUGUCCCCAGGGGGCCAAUCCCGAGGACGCUACCAGCACAUCGAAGCUUGAGAUGAGAGGCGACUCCGUCGCUCUGCAGGGACUGUUUUUGUGACUAAACUCUGGACAAUUUACAUCCUUGCGUCUGUGGCGCCCGAGGCCCAUCUUUGCCCGAAAAAGCCUUCCACUAGCCAGGUUCCGGGGGUGUCUGGCCCUGCGCCAGGCUUACGUUGUUGCAGCCUCAUUUUUUAGUGGAGAAGGCGGCCGGUAUUUUGACGAAGGGUUGGCCUCCCUUGCCUGAAAAUGCGCAUCCAGGCUGCAGACAGCUCUAGAACGAGUCCGCUUUACUUUGGCAACAAACAAAAGCGGAUUCUCCAUCCUCUCCCAGGACCCCAGGCCGCGAGCACAGGCGCCUCCCUUUCUAAGGCCCUCGCUGAAGCCCCCGUGUUGCCACCCACCCCCGCAGUCACCUACUGAAGGUAUUGAUGCUCAGCUGGUCGAUGAAGUCCCAAAACCGCUCGAUCACAUCCUGUACUCGCUUCUCACACUUGCCCUGUGCACAGAGAACACAGACGUCUCCCUGAAGUGAGUGGUGCAGCAGAAGCGACAUGGUGUCAUGAAAGCGACUGACAUGUAAAGGGCCUCAUUACAAAUCAGCAGCCCCGGGCCCGUCUUCGACAGCGGGCCGUGAGCAUAGAAAGGAGAACACCCCGUCUCUGACACGCGCCCAUCAGUCCGUUUUCGUAGGUGAAUUCAGAAUCAUCAGGGGACACACUCAAGGGAAAAUGGGGUGUUCACUACAUUGAUCACACAGGCCAGCCAGGAGAGGCCGCUCCGACGGGCAGAAGCCCUGCGUGCUGCGCCCGUUUCACAAUCAAAACUUUCACUUUUAUAAUCAGCCUGGAAAGCCAAUUAGGAUUCACUGCCUCAAACCAACCAAAUUUACCCAAAAGUGCCCCAAGGUCCUUCCUAGCCGGUGGGUUCAGGGUGCCCUGGGGUUCCCACCCAGAUGCCCCGGGCCGCUUCUCAGCGAGAAAGACCUCAGCAGAGAGUGGGCCAGGGCAGGGCGCAGCACUUGGGCAAGGCCUUCUCUGCGCUCACAGACCAAGCUCAGCAGCGCCCUCCGACGGUGCCACCCAUGCACAGCCGGCAUGGCCUGCGAGCAGCCGGUGGGCACGGCCGGCGGAUGUGGUGUGCACCUCAGCUGAGGAGCCCCGGAGGGUCCUGGGCAUAAACCCUCGGCUAAGGGGGGCUAUUACAUGGACUAAAAAACCUUCUUGUCUGGUUGCUGCAGAAAAGGGGCGCACAGAUCAAUACUCACGUUCAUGUCACAGAAUCCCACCGUACAGGGCUUUCCUUUCCUCAAAAAUAAGUUCUUCUGUUCAGCGUCGACGUAGGGCACGCAGCGGCCGGAGGGGUCCCUGCAGCACACCUUGCACGAGUGGUCGGUUUCUGGAACAGAGGUCAGUGUUCUUGGACUCCUCCCCACGUGCUCCCCAUGGGGAAGGAGAUGAAUUUACUUUUUAUUCCACGAGCUAACACUGGCCACGUUUCACCCCGAGGAGUAUCAGCCGAGUUCGCGCCAGCGCAGUCGAGAGGCCACAAGGUAAAACGUCUCUGUCAGACGUUAAAUGCCUCUUUUAAAGCCGAAUCGUAUUCUACUUCGAAUCUUCCGGAAAGGCAAAUGUUCUCCUUCAUCCCACCAUUCUCACGUGGCUGAUUCCAGCCCUUGGCCCCUCCGUUUCAAGUACGGCCGGGAGAGCCAAAGCUCUAGUCUCGGCCAGCGCAGCCGCGACAGCGGCCCUCGAGGGGCAGAUCAGCAUGACCUGCAGGUGACAUGAGCGCCACAGCCCUGGUUCAUGGAUACGACUCCCCCAGCACAUGGGCUACCAGAAAGCCCACGUGGGGCAUCACAGAAGCAAACACUCCCACACGUGCACACACACGUGCCCCUCGUGCCCAGGAAGCCAAGGGGGCAUGUAACUCCGGCAGCCCCUCUGACGUGGGAAAGCCCAUACCCGGCGCACGGACACGAGCAAAACCAUUUCUACAAGGAAAACGCAGUCUCUCCCUUGAGGGGCCUCCCUGGUGGCACAGGGGUUAAGGGUCAGCGCUAUGGAGCUCUCUGCAGCCACUGCAGCACGAGUUCAAUCCCUGGCCAGGGAGUGACCCACAGGGCACAGCAGACCUCUCCUGUCUCCCCGCUGCUCCCCUCAGCAGUGUACCUAGGUCAGUGUGCCUGUUCUGCUCCCCACUUGGUCUCUGGUGACUCCUCUUGCCCCCAACCUCUGGCCUACAAAAACCAACCUCUGUACAAAAAACAACCUACAAAAAACCUACAAAAACCAACCUCUGUACAAAAAAAUAUUUUCUAAAAAAAAAACCUCUCGGGCCUCUCCUGGUAGCGCAGCGGUUGAGCGCUGGGCUGCGAGGCUGCCCAUGGCCCCUGCAGUGCCGGUUGGAUCCCCGGCCGCCAGCGGGGGUCCCCUCCCCCCCAAAAAAACAAAAACUUUCUUUUAAAAAAUAAAACCUCUCCAUCCACUUAACCCAGCACCUCCCAGGCAUUACUAUGUGCCCCUUGAGGGCACCAAGCCUCUUCCACUCGUUCACUCAAUAAAUGACCUGGCUUCUGCCGUUUUCCUUCUUCACAUGUUACCCCAUGGAAGUGCCUGUCACCCCACUGGACGGUGAGCUCCCCGCCUGGCGGCUUUGGCUUGGGGGUGUCUAUUCUGAGGGCCAACAGACACCCACAAGCGGCACCUCCGGCACGGUGCCAGCAGCAAGGCGCGGCGGAGGGCAGGCCCGGCCCCACGGCCGAGCGAGGCUAACAUGCUGCUGUCGGGCGGAUCCUGGGGCAUUCCUCAGGCUGCAUUCCCCAAGCAGCGGGGCGUAGCAAGCCCCCCCCUCACGAGCGUCCGACCCGGGGGGCAUCCACCCACUCUCACCCACAACAAAAUUCUCUCCUGUCCACG
Molecule: messenger RNA, 6503 nt
Organism: Talpa occidentalis (Iberian mole)
Lineage: Eukaryota; Metazoa; Chordata; Mammalia; Eulipotyphla; Talpidae
Gene: IAH1
Product: isoamyl acetate hydrolyzing esterase 1 (putative)
Exons: 9
Coding region: 14-766 (250 amino acids)
Molecular function (GO): hydrolase activity, acting on ester bonds
Source: RefSeq, a predicted model, not a curated record